UAGAGUUUCAUCACUGCUUCUUCUCUAGUAGCGUGUUGGAGAUUGGAGUAACGUGAAAAUUUUAAAGAGAAUACAAAUAUAACAAUUCACAACAUCACAAAUUUAGUGUUUUGUUAGCUCUCUCUCUCUCUCUCUCAAAAAGGCAAGUUUCAGGAGCUCCGGCGAAUUCUCCAGUUCCGGCCGUCAUCGCCGCUGCAUUCCGGUGCCCAUACUCAAAAAAGCAUGGGUGAUGAUAGCAGCAGAUCUUCGUCAGGUAUUUCUUUAUUCUUCGUCAGAUUUAGAAUCCGAAGAAAUUAAUGGAGGAAUCGAGAGAAUUAGACUUGCUGCUCCUCAACUUCGGAAAAAGACUUGUGAAGAAGCUAAGGAGGCAUUCUUCCAUGGUAUUCCUGGGAGAAGGAGAUCCAACAGAGAUGCGUGCAUAGGGGUGAAUCCUUCGAGCUCGGCUAGCACAACAAAGAGGAAGACACAAGAGAUGCCAACUCCAAGUGUUGGAGGCCAAACAAAAACACCAGGCUUUUCUUGGCAAAAACCAUUUGCAUCUGUGGUAAUAUCCCGUGAGGAUGUCAGCCAUCGAAGAGUUCGUGUUGAAGAAGAUAUUGCGGUUAUCGAUAAAGCUGAAUUCAUUAGUCGGAAAUCAUUUUCAUCGACAAAGAUAAGGUCCUCCGGCAAGGGAAGUUUGAAGGGAGGUUCUUCGUCACACAAGCCGAUCUCCAUUAUCCUACUAGCGAGUGACAGCGAUGAAGAUAUGAUGGCUGAGGAUAUUGAGAUCCCGACAUUUGAUGAAACCAAACUCGGCUCUGCUGCUCGUUUAAGCAAGAAUGUUGGCGGGGCCAGUGCAAGAAAAGACGCAGUUUCUGCUCAUCAUUCUAUGAUCUUCACUCCUAGAGACUAUUUCACUGAUUUUGACACAUUAGCAGAUGACUCGACUACAUUGGCGGAUAAAGCCAACAACAAUGUAGGUAGGAGUUUCAGGGAGAUUACAAGUAAGAGAAAUAUCGAAGGUCUGCUUAAGAAAAGCAAAUCUCCAUAUUUACAAGCUGAUGGGACUGGAUCAUCUGCACAAAAGGUGAACAGAGAUGAAGAUAGGAAUUAUGAAGAGUUUGGAAUUGAGAAAAUAAGUGAAUCAGAUUUUAAGAAGAGGAAAAUACUUUCAAAGAAUGGAUCCUCAACCAGGAAGCAACAAGAUGAAGGUAUUGCUACCACUUCUACAAAGAAUGUCAGAAGAGAGAGUGAAAAGAUACCAUCUUUUCUCAACAAUGACGGAAACAAGAGAAAAGAUUCUGACUCAUCAUUGAAGCGACGAGGUGAUGCAUGCAAUCAUAAUGUUGUUGAUGUUGAUGAUGUGCAUGAAAGCUCGUAUGAAUUUCUUUGCUCUUCCUCAAGCUCUGAGUCCAGCAGUGAUGAUGUAAAGAAGAGGAAAGAUCCUGACUCAUCGUUGAAGAGAAGAGUUGAAGCAUGUAAUCAUAAUGUUGAUGAUGAUUACGUGGAUAAAUGCUCAGAUGAAUCUCUUUGCUCUUCCUUGAGCCCUGAGUCUGACAGUGAUGAUGUUAGUACAUCUAUGCAAGACUCUGAAGACAGGGCAUAUGAUCCAGAGCAGGAGAUGAGUAUUGGUAUUGCAAAUCAGACUAAACGAAAGACGGGGAGAAGCAAGAAGGCAUCUUCACCACCUACUGGUAGUGAUUCUGGCAGUUCUCUUGAUGCAGAUGUUGAAGUGGGGAACUCUGAUGGCAACAUAGAGUGGUUGAACCCGCCUCAUGAUGCAAGCAAAGUCCUAGAAGAAAAUGAAGAAUUGGAUGAACUUUUUCACUACAAAACUGAUGCAGAAGAGGGAUUGAACAACGAGACAUGCUCUAAGCAACCCAACAAUGAAAAGGGCCAGUCACAGGAAUGGACAACGGGGCCAAAAGAGGUGGCUCCUACCACCGACUCAAAAUAUGGCUCUGAUCAUUAUGAUGAUGAUGAGGAGGAGGAGGAGGAAAGAACUGAAGCAACCAGUUCAGAUUUUCUUGCCCGUGCUAAGGCUACGACAGAGAGCUUGGCUCUGGAAACGAAAGUGCCAUCUGGCCCAAAGGUGGCAUCUCUUCCCUCAGACUUAGAAGAUGUCUGUGAUCAUUGUUGUGGUGCUAAGGGAAUAACUGAAGACUCACAUGUCCAGGCUAAGAAAAAGACCCCGGACAUGGCUAGGGAAACGAAAGUGCCAUCUGGGCCAAAGGAGGCAGCACUUCCCUCACACUUAAGAGAUGGCUAUGAUCAUAGUCGUGAUGGUGCUAAGGAAAGAAUCAAAGACUCACAUGUUCGGGCUAAGAAAAAGACCUCAGGCAUGGCUAGGGAAACGAAAGUGCCAUCUGGGCCAAAGGAGGCAGCACUUCCCUCACACUUGAGAGAUGGCUAUGAUCAUGAUCAUGGUGGUGCUAAGAAAAGAAGUGAAGACUCACAUGCUCGGGCUAAGAAAAAGACCCCGGGCAUGGCUAGGGAAACGAAAGUGCCAUCUGGGCCAAAGGAGGCAGCUCUUCCCUCACGCUUAAGAGAUGGCUAUGAUCAUAGUCAUGAUGGUGCUAAGGAAAAAAUCGAAGACUCACAUGUUCCGGCUAAGAAAAAGACCCCGGACAUGGCUAAAGAAAAGGAGGCUACUCCUAGUUCCCAGUCAAAAGACGAAGCAGGACUGGCUUCAGAUUCACAAAUGCGUGCUGGCAUAGCUAGUGAAAAGGUCCGCAGCAGACCAAAGAAGGCAGCUACCCCCUCCCACUCAGAAGAAACUGAUGAGGAAAAAACUGAAACAGGUUCACGUGAUAAUUCUUGGACUGAGGCCGUACCCAUGGCUAAGGAAACUGAGGUGCCGAGGGAAGGAAAGAAAUCAUAUCCAAAAGGAGUAAACGAGUUAUGCCGCAUGCUUGCAAAUGCUGUAUUGGGAAGUGGACAACUUCCUACAGAAAAGGAAAUAUAUGAAGAAGCUAUGCAGGGACUCGCACCACCUACUCCAGAUACUCUUCCACUGAAGUUCAGAUUUGAAGAUGAGGUACCAAAACCGGUGGAGAAAACGGAGUAUGAAAAGGAGACUGACAACUUAUUUUACGAUCUAGACUGUUGUUGGGCUUUGGAUGAAGUGCAACCCCUUGACUACCCCAAGGAUAACUUAGAAAAUGAAAACCCUCCUCGUGAAGAAACACAACACGAAAGAUGUUCUAAAGGGGAACAUGACUUGGUCUUAGAAGAUGAUGAAGGAUUAGUAUGUAAAUUUUGCCGUUUUCAGGCCCUUGGACCGAAGGAUAUCAUGCCUGAAUGGGUGGAAAGACCUUACAGGGACUCGGAAAGAAAACAAAGGCAUGAAACAGAAGAUCUUUUCGAGUUUGAUGAUCUUCAUAUAUCAACCAAUGAUGCUGAUGCUGCUGGAAGCAGUAGUAAAGCUACUGGUACAGUAUGGAACAUCAAACCAGGUGUAAGAGAUAGUAUGUACGAGCACCAGCGUGAAGGCUUUGAGUUCAUGUGGAAAAACCUGGCAGGAAGCAUCGAUCUUGAUAAACUGAAGAGCACCAAGCAAGCUGGAGUGGGUGGAUGCAUCAUUUCCCAUGCUCCGGGGACUGGGAAGACGCGUUUGACUAUGGUCUUCAUCGAAACAUACUUCAAACAGUUCCCAGGCUGCAGGCCAUUGAUCAUUAGCCCAGCCAGCACUCUCCUCAACUGGGAAGAAGAGUUCGAGAAAUGGAAUGUCGAGUUCCCCUUCCAUAACUUGAGCAAUACUGAAUUCUCUGGUAAGGAGAGCAAGGCUCUUGUUGGACGUAUAUCUCAAAAGAAAAGGAAUAAUAAAGUUACGCGUAUGAUCAAGAUAUUGAGCUGGAGCAUGGUAGGGGGCAUUCUAGGAAUCAGCUACAGCUUGUUUGAGAAGCUAGCCGGAGAGGCAACAGAGAACAAGUUAUUUCGGAGAAUACUGUUGGAGGUGCCUGGAUUGGUUGUUCUUGAUGAAGGGCACACGCCUCGAAAUUCUAGGAGCAACAUUUGGAAUGCUCUCCUCAAGCUUAAAACUGAGAAGAGGAUCAUUCUUUCUGGAACUCCUUUCCAGAACAAUUUUAGCGAACUCUUCAACACACUCCGUAUAGUAAGGCCAGCAGUUGCAGAUGUGUUAGCACAAGAGAAGAUGUUUGCUGAAGCGGCCGUGCCAAAGAGAACGUCUUGGAGCAGUAGAAAUAAAAAUAAGAGGGAGCAUGCACAGUCUUCUUUGAUUUCACAACGUGCUUUGCAGCAUCUAAAAGGUUGCAUGUCGCCAUUCGUUAAUCUACACACAGGCACCAUCCUCAAGCAGAGCCUGCCCGGUUUGAGAGACUGUGUUAUCCUUCUCAAACCCCCAGCACUGCAGAAGAGUGUGAUUGAGACAAUAGAGGACUCCAGCAACUUCAAGUAUGAACAUGAGGUUAGUAUGCUAUCCGUGCACCCAUAUCUGUUGAUGAACUGUAAAACAACAGAAAGUCGGAAGACUGGGAUUGACAUGGCUGCAGUUGAGGCUUCCAAGCUUAAUCCCCAAGAAGGCAUCAAGACCAAGUUUCUCAUGGAGCUAAUUCGCCUCUGUAUGGCUGUGAACGAGAAAGUACUCGUAUUCAGCCAGUAUCUUCACCCUCUUAUGCUUAUAAAGGAGCAGUUGAAAGAAAUGUUCAAAUGGGCUGAAGACAAGGAGAUUCUUACUAUGCAAGGGAAGCAACCACAAAAAGAGCGGCAGAUCUUGAUUAAUCUGUUCAAUAAUUCGGAAAAUGAAUCCAAGAUCAUGCUUGCAUCGACCAAGUGCUGUGCAGAGGGGAUAAGCUUGGUUGGGGCCUCAAGGGUGGUAUUGUUGGAUGUAGUCUGGAACCCCUCGGUUGAAAGGCAGGCGAUAUGCCGUGCUUAUAGGAUCGGACAGAAGAAGUUCGUCCACACCUACCAUCUUAUGACUUCCGGGACAAAAGAGGAUGACAAAUACUGCAGGCAAGCUGAGAAGGAGCGUUUAUCUGAGCUGGUCUUCUCAUCUUCAAAAACCAACCAACAGAAACAGGCAUCUUUAGCUAUUGAGGACAGGAUUCUAGAGGCUAUGGUUGCUCAUGAGGGUCUUAAAGAUAUGUUUGAAAAGAUCAUCAACCAGCCCAAAGAGACCAACCUAAUUGAAACAUUUGGUCUCACAAAUUGAGCCAACCUACCAUUGUCUAGUUUCUUAUUGUUUCAAGCCACUCUAUUAAAGCUCUCUUCCAACUGUCUAGUUUUCAGAUUCUUGCUGCAGCUUAACACAUGCAUAUCUUCAUCAGUGGACCAUUAAUAAUUGCAUUUUUUCAACUGUUCAUGUU
Salvia splendens (bonfire salvia) is the source of this 5303-nucleotide messenger RNA. Its product is annotated as SNF2 domain-containing protein CLASSY 3. NCBI's taxonomy places the organism in Eukaryota, Viridiplantae, Streptophyta, Magnoliopsida, Lamiales, Lamiaceae. The record is from RefSeq and is a predicted model, not a curated record. The transcript is spliced from 12 exons. Gene Ontology annotation, molecular function: ATP binding. The coding region runs from base 230 to 5149 and encodes 1639 amino acids. Gene Ontology annotation, biological process: gene silencing by siRNA-directed DNA methylation.